CGUGUGUAAUGUGUAUCUUUAGUGUUUUAAGCAUAGGUUUUAAGUUCUUAUUAGUUAUACAUCCAUGUUCAUUCAAGGACCAGUGACAAUUGAAAACGACCAAACAUUUGCUUUAAAAUGUUAGCCUGUUACAGGAAAUUAUAAGAACAGUGUUAAGGGUCCAGACGAAGUUAAAUAACGGUAACGUUACCUGCUCCGCCGUUAAGAUACCAUGCCAGACUGGGUCAGUCUAUGCGUGGUCAUUAGCCUAUUGAUAAGUCUUGUAACAGUAGCUGGUUACAUUUUGUACUCGGGACUCCUCACAGACAUUAUCGUACUAACCGGCUCUCCUCCCGUAAAGAAGAUUACAUUCGCCUACAAAUUCAAAGAAGGACCGUACAAAAACUGCAGACAACUUUUUAAGGAGUCUCACAGCAUUGGACCAAAGCUUUCAUGUAUCGGAGUAUUUUAUGAUGACCCUAAAAAGGUCCCGGGACCACAGUGUCGCUAUGCUGUCGGCAGUAUUCUGAGCGAGGGAAAAAACCAGGCAGACGAGGAACUUUUGAAGAGCUAUGAGACAUCAGGCUUUAAUGUCUUUUCCUUUCCUGAAGUCACACACGUGGUCGCUACGUCGUUCCCCCACAGGACGCAUUUGUCUGUCCUCCUGGGAGUAAGAAGAGUUUACCCACGGCUAGAGCACUACAUCAAGGAAAGGAGGCUGUGUGCACACCCAUUCCUUCAGAUCUACAGAGAGGGUCAGAUCCAGUUCAUGGCCCCCUUGGCCCGUCAGGGAGAUUUCUACGUGCCUGAAGUGCGACAGGUAGAAAGGAGGCUGUCAGAACAAGAGGAAUUGCACAGUGACUCAGAACUCUCAGACUCAAACAGCGAAUACAGCUCAGGGAGUGGGGUUCUCCUGUCGGACAGCAGAGGGACGUCCCUAGCAGCGUCCUCUGUCCACUCUGUGCCUAUCCAGGAUCAAGGAGAUAGAAACAACAGAGGGAGAAGCUCCAGGGGAACCUCAUUUAAAGACCUGGACUGGGAGCAGACCGGUGGACAGCAGGCAGAGAGAGAAGAGCCGCUUCAUGGAGACUCCAACCAGAAGAGCCUGGAGGCUCCCACUCAGGAGUGGUGGGGUGCCGUUGGAGGAGAGGAGUAAAAGUUCAGUGAGACACAUUAGUUGAGGAUGAAAGAGUAAAGGAUUGAAAUUGAAGAGUGUCUCACUAUGGGUCCAUGUCCAAAUGUAUAAAUAUUAAAGGACAAGGCAGGUUAUAUUCUAUAUUUUGGUUAUUAUGAACAAAUCCCAUGAAAAGACCAAAACAAGCAAUGUGUUGGUCUGUUUCUUAAUACUUUCAGACUUCCCUACCCUGAAAGCAGAGUCUUUCCUAUAGAAGAAUCAUUAGAAACAGGUCAUGGAUAUAGUGUCAUUUUUUAAAACAGCUGAGCACUGUAGUUUUUAGCAAAUGUUACUCAAGCAGGAGUAAAUAAUGCAUUUUUUGGGGACUACUUUUAAUAGUGGAAUAAUCCACAUUUGGUGCUCUAGUGAGUAUUUAUGGCAGAAGGACAGUGUAUGCAGGACCAACUCUAAAUAAACUACAGUGCCCAUGUUCAUUGUAAUGAAGGAACAUGUCACGCAGUGCAAGAGUGUGUCUCACUGAUGUGGUUUAAAAGUUAUUGGACAACAAAGGAGAUCUAUGGUGCAAAGGGAUAUGCAUCAGGCUUUGGCUACACAGCCAAUACUUGUGAGUGGGGUGAAUUCAUUGCUAAUUUUGGCCAUUUUAUUGUAUUUGUUGAUAAUAACAAUAAUAUAGACUAUAACCAGACAUAUUCUUUAGUCUUUUAAUUACAGUUUUAAAGUGAAUGCAUUCAAAUCUGCUAGAUGUUGACUUGAAAUCUGCAAAACAUAUUCAGGUAGCCUGAGUUUCUUGAAACAGAAGUGAUGUUUGUCAAAAUGUUACAAGAUGACUGAACUGAGUAUUUGUUAGAAAAGUAAUUUUACUUGAAAGGCAUUUCAUUUGAUGUACUGAAGCUGUAACCAUUAUUUUCAUUUCUAAUAAGUUUUUGUUCGUUGGAGUAUUGUUUCACAAACAUACAGGGAAUUCUGUUAAUUUCAAAGAUACUUUUUGACAUGUUUACAAAGGGCCUCAGUUUCAUUCAUUAAUAACUGACAAAGGAUUGAAAUUAUAUAAGCACAUAGACCUCAAGAUAUUGUGUUUGAAUAUUUGUGCAUCUUGUUAGAAGCAUUUUGUGUACUUUUACAAGACUGUGUGUUGGUGAUGCAAGUUUUGAUAUAAAAUGUAUUUCAUUUCUAAAGAGGAAGGUGUGAAUGAAUGCAUAAUUACCUUCUUUGUGUCAUCCUCCUGAGCACCUCUAAGAUUGUGGACAUGAUUAUGGGGAGUGUGCAGCCUGCUGCCAUGAUCAGUCAAGGAGAAAGAUGACAAGCAGUGGGCUGACCAUUAAUAUUCAUUCCACUAUACUGACGGCAAAGCUCUGUGACUCUAAGUUUUAUUUGCAUCUGGCCUCUAGCAUCGACAUUAUCCCCACACAUUCAUACCCAGCUCCUUCAUUUUCUAUUCAGCCGUUAUAUUGUGUUAUUUUAGCUUCUCAACCUUCUCCCAUCUGCUAUCUCUUUGCACAGGCUAAUUUCUGUUUGUUUUUUCUCCUUUUGUUCUUUUCUGUUCUUCCCUCUGAAAUACAUAUGGCAGCUGCAGCCUGAAAGACCACCUGAUGACCCACACGGCCUAUAAUGUGUGUCCAGUCAUACCCAUAUCCUUUAUCUUCCAACAAACAAGAGAUUACCCCAAGCUCGUCGCAGCGAGCCUUGCUCGCUUGGAGGGUGUGGGCAGUUUAAAGGGAUGUGUAUGUGAGAGAAAAGCCAUAUAUGCUGUUUCAAGUAAAUCGCCAUUGCAUAUUCUGAGCUAAAACGUGUUAAUUUAAGAUUCUCCAGAUUUUCACUUGGACAGAAAUGAUUAGACAAAGGCUUCUGUCUGUCCUUCACUUGCAUAUUGUGUGUUUGAUAUGACUAAACACCACACCAAUAUGGCUUUUCUUAAUUAUAACUGUGGCAUUACAUUGAUCAGACAAUCCGACUAUUUUAGCCCAGAGAAAAACCUGCAGAAGAGAGGGUAUUUUAAACUAAAGCUAUUGAAAAGUUGUGCUAUUCAGUCUUAAAUAAUAAUUAACAACACAUACUCCUAGGUUGAAACCUGUGCACCUAACCUUUACAGCAAAUACAUAAUCCUAGUUCUUGAAUAGAUGAUACAAUAGACCUUUAAGACGGUACAUUCAUUCAGCUUCUGACUGACUGAGGUGCUUAUCUAAUCAGAGACCUGUUUCCUGAGGUAUCUGGAUAACCGAGUGAAACCUAGAACAAAUAUUGGACACAACAACAUUAUCCAGAUAACCCAGUAAACCAACUUCUUGGG
Messenger RNA from Perca flavescens (yellow perch), 3401 nucleotides. RefSeq names its product testis expressed 264, ER-phagy receptor b (gene tex264b). The transcript is spliced from 4 exons. Gene Ontology annotation, cellular component: replication fork; autophagosome membrane; nucleus. The record is from RefSeq and is a predicted model, not a curated record. The coding region runs from base 212 to 1135 and encodes 307 amino acids. Gene Ontology annotation, biological process: reticulophagy; protein-DNA covalent cross-linking repair. NCBI's taxonomy places the organism in Eukaryota, Metazoa, Chordata, Actinopteri, Perciformes, Percidae.